CAGCGGGGCGCUGAGGGAGCAGCCGGUUAGGCCCGGCCGCGGCCCGCACGGGGAGAAGGGCCCGGGCCGGGCGGGCUCCCCGCGGUGGGAGCGGGGGGUUCGGCCUUGGCUCGGGGGGAAGCGGGGUCCGGGCUCCACCGUUGAGGUGUGUGUGUGAGCCCCGGGGGUGCUGGCGGUGCCGCUGCCUCCUCCCCAGCUCCGCUGACCCCGGUGUGCGGGGUAAAGCGGACAUCCCCUCAGCGACCUUCUGGUGUGGGCACGGGCAUGGGGUGUCCGGGCCGCGGGGCAGAGGCAGUCCCGUCCUGACCGCUCCCGGUGGCUGCGUGAGGCCGCGCUGGGGUUUGUGUUGUGGGACACCGGCCACCCCUGGACCCGUGCUGGUGGUGCCGCAUCAUGUGCGAGGUGGAACCCGCGCGGUUGAAGGAUGCCCCUGGGAGAUCUUGACAGGCACCGAAGGCCUCAAACUUUUGUAGGCGUGAAAAGCGAGGACGUGAGGAUUCCCGUGUCCGAAAACUCCUUCAAAGAAACUUGCUUCCAGCUCCCAAACGGCUGAACCCCCCCCCCCCCCAGUGCCCCAUCUGCACCCAGGGGCAACAACCGCUUCCCACCCCCCGCUUGGAGCUGGCUGCUAUGAGCUGCUAGGGAUGGAAAGUCACGAAAGGGACUCGCUCGUUGCCUGGUUUUACGUGGUGGCCUAAAGUCCCAGAGGAUGACCUAGCACUUAAGAAUCAAACUGGGCCACGGGGAAAGGCCGAGUUGACUCGAAAGCACCGUAGCAGCGGGACCAGGUCGGAAGCAAAGCAAGUCCCAAGCUGAGCGGCUCUGGGCAGAGAUAUAUGUUCUUUUUCAAAGACGUUGUGUUUCUGGAGCCAGGCCUGGAUCUUUUCGCAUCCAAUUGAGCUGGAAGCAGCUCGUGGCUUUGUUUUGGUUUUGUUUUCUUUCUUUUUUUUUUCUUUAUUCAUGUUUGUACAAUCUUCGAGAGAUUUCUUUUCAAGAAGGAGUCAAAGGGAGUGUUGGAAACUCACAAACAGGAUUAAACCCCUGAGAGCGUAAGGAAAACAGGUUAAGGAACUUAAUCCAGGAUGGAUAUGCAGGAGCCGCAGCAGCUGGGCAUGUUUGCAGAGGGUGAGCUGAUGUCUGUGGGGAUGGACACUUUCAUCCAUCGCAUCGACUCGACCGAGGUCAUCUACCAGCCCCGGCGGAAGAGAGCCAAGCUCAUUGGCAAGUACCUGAUGGGAGACUUGCUUGGAGAAGGGUCUUAUGGCAAAGUCAAGGAGAUGCUGGACUCUGAAACCCUCUGUAGGAGAGCUGUCAAGAUCCUGAAGAAGAAGAAGCUACGCAGAAUUCCCAACGGGGAGGCAAAUGUGAAAAAGGAAAUUCAGCUCCUGCGACGAUUGCGGCACAAAAAUGUGAUCCAGUUGGUCGAUGUAUUGUACAAUGAAGAGAAGCAGAAAAUGUAUAUGGUGAUGGAGUACUGUGUGUGUGGGAUGCAGGAAAUGCUGGACAGUGUCCCAGAAAAGAGGUUUCCAGUUUUUCAGGCUCACGGGUACUUUUGCCAGCUUAUAGAUGGCUUAGAAUACUUGCACAGCCAAGGGAUUGUCCACAAGGAUAUCAAACCGGGGAACCUCCUGCUAACAACCAAUGGGACACUAAAAAUAUCCGAUUUAGGCGUAGCAGAGGCAUUGCAUCCGUUUGCAGAGGAUGACACAUGCAGAACGAGCCAAGGGUCGCCAGCAUUCCAGCCACCAGAAAUUGCCAAUGGCCUUGACACCUUUUCAGGCUUUAAAGUAGACAUCUGGUCUGCAGGGGUCACACUAUACAACAUCACAACGGGUCUGUACCCCUUUGAAGGGGAUAAUAUCUAUAAGUUAUUUGAAAACAUCGGGAAAGGUGACUACACAAUUCCAGAGGAUUGUGGUCCUCCACUCUCAGACUUAUUGAGAGGGAUGCUUGAAUACGACCCAGCCAAGAGAUUUUCAAUACAGCAGAUAAGGCAGCACAAUUGGUUUCGUAAGAAACACGCUCAGGCAGAGGCUCUGGUGCCCAUUCCUCCCAGCCCAGAAACAAAGGACCGGUGGAGAAGUAUGACGGCGGUGCCUUAUCUGGAAGAUCUGCAUGGCUACAAUGAGGAAGAAGAUGAUGACUUGUAUGACAUUGAAGAUGAUAUCAUCUACACUCAGGACUUCACAGUACCAGCUCCAGAGGAGGAGGAGGAGGAGAAAGCUGAGGCAGGGCUUAGCGGCCAGAGCAGAGCACUGAGCAGCCCUGGAGAGCUGUUUGGAGAGGAAGCCGUGCUCCCACCAGCCGUGCGUGCAGAAGAGGAAGGUGAAGCUUAGCCUAGGCCCCAGAGCCACUGCCCUCUUGGGCUUCCCUUGGCCUGAGCUGAUGGCAGUGGCUGGAGAGUGCAGGAUCAUCUCCUUGCUUCCCCCAGGACCCUCCUGUUGUAUUGUUUCCAAAGCAGCUAACUUUGUUCUGCAGGGGAAUAAUUUCUUAGCUUUUGGGUUUGUAUUUUUAAGCAGAGGGGCUCAAUGCACUGUAGUGAGAUGGUUUGUGAUGGUUUGUGACCCCUUGCAGAGUGGGUUACUGGUGAAAUCCAGCCUGUUCCUGCAGACCUCCCCCACCAAUGGGUUUGGACAGAAGUUGUGUUCCUCCCUGUUCUCACUUGUAGUUGAAAUGUUCUGUCUCCUUUUAGCUUCCCCAGUGGGGAUGAGCCUGCCUUGCUGCCUGCUUUAUGGGAUGUAAAAAGCAGAAGCUUGGGCAGACUGCCCACAGCAGGGGUGUGUCCAGCAGCCCCGGAUGGAGCUGCCUGUCCCAGCUGCUGCUGGGCCUCUGGAGCUCUUGGUGCUGGUUUUGAGUGCUGUACAUGCUGGUGCUCCCCCAGCAGCCCUGUCUGCCAGUGAGCUGGAUGUACCCACACAGGCAGGUGACUCUGAUAGUGGGAGAUCAUCUCCAGAGCAGCACUACCAGCUAUUGCAUACUCUUAAUGCAAACAGCAGUAUUUAAACCCAAAUAAGAACUGUCAUUUCAGAAAUGACAGGCAAAUUACUAGGAGAUGUUUUAAGUUCUCGUGUGUAAUUUGUGCUGUUUCAGAGGGAUUAAAGACCUAAAGAUUAAUUGUGGCCCCAUAAACCAGCACUUCCCCCCUUAGUUAGCUGAAGUGGGUGGGCUGGACACGACUUUGGUUUAACUGGUGCCUUUUGAUGGGUUUAACCUUUGGGUUGUUUCAAGAGUUGUUGCUAAUGGCUUAGGUAGAUAGUGAAGUGGUUUCUGUGUGUCCUCCUCCCAGCCCUCGGGUCUUACAGACUGAGCUGGAUGGGUCCAUGAAGGGUGGAUUCCUUGAGAGCCAUCAGACACAGCAGUCCAGAUGUGGGCCACAGCACAGAGCUCCCUAGGGAACCACCUGGAGCAGGAAGAGGGUUUCUCUGUGCUGGAUGUUCUUGUGCUGCUCCUGUGCAGCCAUCACUGCAGGGCCCUGGCUUAGGGAGGCUGUGAUUGUGACAGAGGUUCCCAGGUCUUGCAGAGAUGCCUUGAAAGAAGGGUAAGAGGAAGGAGGGAGAUGGGGAAGGAAGGUGCAGUUUGCAGGUUCAGGCUUUGUGGUGGGCAGAAAUCCCUCACCAGAAGCAGAACCCUCCUGAGAAGCUCCUGGAGGAGCAGGGUGAGGAGGGAGCCGUGGGUGCAGCGCAGUGGAGGGUAAAUGUUCACCUCUUUCCUCGGGUCUUCCUGCAGGAUCUUUUUGAACUCACUCAGCUCCAGGUCCCUGUUCCACCUCAGAGACCCCCUAGGACAAUAAAAGUGUCAAACCCCUGUAAGUGCCUGUGGAUUCAGUCGUGGUUCUGCUGGGCAGCGAGGGCAGGAGUAAAGUGACUCAUAGGUGGGUGCUGGGGAGGGAGGAGAAGGAACCUCAUUAGAUCCUGCAAAGGAAGAAGGGGCUGGGGAAUAUGCUUGUAUGUUAAAGGGUUACUGAAAGACUCCUGCAGAGAGAGCUGGUUCAGGGGUGUUCAAUACCUCAUCCCAGGGGAGCGCUCUGGCCCCAUGUCCUCUCCAGAAUGAUUUCCUCUGGGAGAUGCAGUAGAUGGGUAUAAGCAUCUUGUGCCCCUUUCACCUUUAGAAGGCUGUGCUCUGCUUCUUCCUCCCUACCAUUAACCCCUUCCUGCUUCCAGUGCAGGUCUCCUGCAGAGGAUCCAUCCUUUGCUCCCUCAGCUUUGGUUUGAGGCUGUGGAGCAAAGCCAGGGCUGGAGGCUUUGGGUAAAACUGGUACUUGGGGAGGUGCCUUUGGAGCUGCAAGUCACGAACGUGUGUUUGUGCCUGACAAACACAGCGACUCCAAAAGCUCUUCCUGAGUUUAUAGCAAAGCCUUUUUUGUGCCUGAAUGAGCUGCAUGGAGCCAUUAAGAAAUGUGAGAGGUGGUGAGGAUGAACACGCACGUUCCUGGUGCCUCUCUCAGCCUCCUUUUAUCCCUGUAUUUUUAGCAGGCGGUAAUGGCAAGGUAGGAUGUAGCUGUUCCACCAGGCAGUGCUGGGUCACCGGCUUCCUCGUGGGCAGGCAGUUGCCAAGACUUCAGCCCGUGUUCAGUUCUUAUUUUCAUUAAUUUGAACGUCAGCAACUGUCACUGGUGAGGAGGUAAAAUUAGCUCGUGCCCUCCCUCUGUGCUGUGUCCAUAAUAGACUCGGGGAGCUGUGCUGAGGAGGGAAGAGCCGCACAAAAGGCAGAGGAACUGUUGGGAUGUGUUUUCUCUCCCUCCCCAGCCAGAAAUGGGAAUUGACUUGGCCCGAGUUCAGCUGAGGGAGGGAAGGAUGAGCCUCCAGCUCUGCUCCAGUGGGGUUAUCUGAGGUGCUGCAGAUGGGUGCUGGGAUGUGGGGCCAAGAGGAAGGACCCUGAGCUCGGGGUGGGGGUACGGCCUGAGCAAUGCUUUGGGUCCCCAGGGGAACACUGUGACCAGCAGGUCCUGCCCUGCUGGAGCAGCUCAGAGAGCCUUGGCCGGCCCCGCAGUGGGAUCGGGAUGGAUUGGAUGUGUCCAACUGGUGUCUGCUUUGUGCUCCUGAGCCUCCUGCCUUGCUGGGCCUUUCCAGAAAGCCCUGGAGGUGAGGACAUGGCCCAGGUCCCCCCUGCUCGGGGGGCAGCUGUGCGAGGAGCUGCAUCCCUGUCAGUGGGGAGGUGCACGGCUGGACACCCCCGGGACACUGCGGCUGCCCCCGGCUCCAGCACUGACACACUGGGGCGCACGUGGAGCAUCAGGUGAGCAGCAGAAGGGCCUGGGGCUGUCAGAGGAGCCUGUGCCAGAGCUUUGCUCCAGCCCCUGCACCGGUGAAUGAGGCUUUACCAAAGCUGGGCUCCUGUUGCCUCCAGUGCUUCAGGCCUUUGAGAGGAAGGUGGGUGCUGAAGGUGACUUUGAGCAAGGUGACCUCCAUGGCCCCUUGUCUGCCUCCUCGCCCACCGAGGAUGUGCCCUGUGUAUCUGUGAGCACGGCGCAGGGAUGGAGGACGGGAUCCUGCAGCAGUGCUGGGGGGGGAUGCGGCGACGCAGGGGAGGGUGCAGGGCUCUGGUGGAGCCCCAAAGGAGGAGCGUGUCUCCCAGCACCCAUCCCCAUGUGUGUCCCCCUCCUCUCUGAGCAGUGGGGUGAUCACUGGCGCAAGUGCAGACGGAUGACGCUGCUCGGCCUUGGCAGAGAAAGGAUUGAGCAUCCUUUAAAGAAAAUUAUACAUAAUCGUCUUACAGCCUUCGCUUCCACUCACCCCUCUGAGUCAUAACUGAAGGGCCCUGGAGCGUGACGUUCCUGCUGGAAGGAAAUUGCCUCAGAUGGAUCUGUUGGGGGGGGGAAAUGGG
Molecule: messenger RNA, 5823 nt
Organism: Melopsittacus undulatus (budgerigar)
Lineage: Eukaryota; Metazoa; Chordata; Aves; Psittaciformes; Psittaculidae
Gene: STK11
Product: serine/threonine kinase 11
Exons: 9
Coding region: 1083-2336 (417 amino acids)
Biological process (GO): regulation of Wnt signaling pathway; positive regulation of vesicle transport along microtubule; activation of protein kinase activity
Cellular component (GO): nucleus; cytoplasm
Molecular function (GO): ATP binding; protein kinase activator activity; protein serine/threonine kinase activity
Source: RefSeq, a predicted model, not a curated record